Drosophila santomea is the source of this 1465-nucleotide messenger RNA. It is a transcript of the gene Ebp, whose product is annotated as ejaculatory bulb-specific protein 1. The coding region runs from base 86 to 1297 and encodes 403 amino acids. The record is from RefSeq and is a predicted model, not a curated record. The transcript is spliced from 2 exons. NCBI's taxonomy places the organism in Eukaryota, Metazoa, Arthropoda, Insecta, Diptera, Drosophilidae.
CUCAUUUAUAUUAUAAUUAUCAACUAAAAUCACUAUAAAAAGCAGAUCUUGAAAGGCACAACAUCAGUUGUAAGGAGCAUUUGCUAUGGUGCGACAAUUGAUUCUCGUCCUUUCUCUGAUCCUCUUUUGCGGCAGCUCACAUGCUAUUGUCAGUGAGUUGGCCCGUCAGACCGAGUCUGCCAUCCAAGGAUGGGCAGACAUAAAGAUGGCCCCUCUACGUUACUUAAAUGUUCUCUUUGGUGCUAAUCCCGGAGGACUUCGGGGUCUUAACGGUAGAAAUCUCGCACUUGAAGCUUCUUUAUCUACUGCUGCCAAUUUGCAAGUAGCUAAAUUAGUCAAAUUAUUGGCAAGUGGCAACCUAUUUCCAGGAGGUUAUUUCCCUUAUCCCGGAUAUGGUAAAAUUAUAGCUGAUGUGCCCAAGGGAAGCGACCUAAUCACUAUAAUCAAGAACCCACGGUCCUACGAUCCGUACUUAACUCCACCAGGUAUUCCUGGUUGGAAUAUUCCAGUUGGAUGGCCUCGUUAUCCAGGUUCUCCCCUUUGGCCAUGGGGCACAGAGAAACCUUCGCCGAUACGUCCCGAAGAUCUUUUCCCUGGUGAACCUCGACCGACACUACCUCCAGGUGGAAAUUUCCCUGGAUUUCCACCUUUCCCGGAUGUACCUCUACCUCCACCGGGAGGACCUCCACAUCAACCGGGUGGACCUCCAGAUCUAUCGGGUGGACCCCCAGAUCUACCGGGUGGACCUCCACAGCAACCCGGUGGACCUCCACAUCAACCAGGUGGACCUCAACGUCCACCAGGUGGACUUCCACCAUUACUACCUUUACUACCUUUCCCACCACGACUACAUGGAAUACCUGGACUACCUGGAAUACUUGGACUACCUAGACUACUUCAAGAAUGGAUACUGCGUGGUAUUUUGCCGAAAAGACCUGUUAUUAUUGGUCCGGGUGCAGAAGUUGACGUAGAUGCGACGGUAAAUAUAGGCGGCGGAUUCUUCGGAAACGGUGGACUACUCGGUACAGGAAUUUUUGGAAAAAAUGGACUUUUUGGAACUGGAUUUCUUAGUGGACCAUCAUUAGACCCCUUUGGCAUUUUCACCCCAAUCGGAAGUUUCUUUGGAGCACUGGGAAGCCUAUUUGGAUUUAGUCCGCCAGUACCGUUCUUUGGACCUUUCGGACCUUUCGGACGCGGAAUGGAGGGGUCUGUCACCUUGGAUGUCGGCGGCUACGUGCCAUGGCCAAAAAGCAUAUUGGCAGGAAUUUUGCAUCCUUUCCUGGGAUUUCUGGGAUAGUACCAAGGAAUCGAGUCUGCAAUAAAAAAUGGACCUGGCGGCUUAACGCUUAGUUUUAACAUUUAGUAUUAAGAAGCGACAAGUGUCGGGGUAAAAUAAAUAUUUGUCUUGGCCAAGCUUUGUAAUUUUAAACCCACUAAUAAAAGUAAGCAGCAUUCCAAUUGUAAA